AUGAUGAAGAAGAGGGAACAGGGUGACAGCUGGCAAGUGUCACGAAAGCAUGUUGGGUAUGUUCGAGGGUCCGCUGCUUUGUUUGAUGGAAUUUGCAUAAACAAGGUGAAUCGUAGCGACAGACGAGCUAAGCAAUUGUUGCUGCACAAAAGACAUCUUCCCUUGGUAAAACCGUAUUUUACCCGUAAAUUGUCGUUGGUUAUUGCUGGCUGUUGCUGUGCUGCUGCAAUCCUAGGCAUUCCUUGUGGUGCACGCUGGCAUGCACCAUCCGUGCACGACAAUCUUCCCGGGGUUGUCUUUUCUUGGCGUAUCGUUACCCUAUUUUGCUGA
Messenger RNA from Loa loa (African eye worm), 330 nucleotides. RefSeq lists its product as hypothetical. The transcript has 3 exons. The record is from RefSeq and is a predicted model, not a curated record. Lineage: Eukaryota; Metazoa; Nematoda; Chromadorea; Rhabditida; Onchocercidae. The coding region runs from base 1 to 330 and encodes 109 amino acids.